AUGGAACAAGUACCUGAAUCUUCGUCUCAAACAUUAAUAAUUAAUAAUAAUGGUGGUAGUACAUAUUCAGCAGGUGGGGAAUUAGUUAAUAAUUUGGCUUCUUUAACAAUAAAUAGUGAUAUAACUCCACAACCAACAAAUGAUCAAUUAUUUCAAGAUUAUUCCACUACAGAGCUAGGCGAUAUACACGUACCCGAGUACGAUAUUGCUCGUACUCAUACUCGUACUCGAAGGGUCGAUACUCAUACUCGUACUCGAAGGGUCGAUACUCAUGCUCGUACUCGAAGGAUCGGUACUCAUGCUCGUACUCGAAGGAUCGGUACUCAUACUCGGAGGGAUGGAUACAAGAGACGGGCCGUACCCACCCAUGUCUGUUCCACUAAUAUGGCAAAUGAAUGGGAUCCAUUAACAUUUAGUGAUUGGGAUAUACAAAUGCCGACUGCAGUUUGUAUAACACGAAUCAAAUGUGAUAUUUCAAAUAUAUUUAAAGAUCCACCACCAGGAAUUUUUAUUUCACCUGAUUCUGAUAAUCUUACUAAAAUACAUGCUCUUGUCAUUGGUCCAUCGGAUACACCAUAUCAAGGUGGUUUUUUUU
This is a messenger RNA of Adineta steineri, 595 nucleotides long. The record is from the annotation of a GenBank genome assembly. Lineage: Eukaryota; Metazoa; Rotifera; Eurotatoria; Adinetida; Adinetidae.